AUGAUAUUGAUUAUAAUCAUAUAUAUUUCAACAAUUUUUCAUCUUUUCAUUGUUGAAUCAAGUCAUUUCUAUGGUGGAACUGUAACAUGGAAAUCUUUAGAUAAUAAAGCAAAUGGUUCAACAGUUUCUGUGAUGUUUACACAAUCAUAUCAAUGGCGACAAUCAGCUGCCGCCUCAUAUUGCGAUCAAUCUUAUGUUUUGAAUCAAUCACCACUAAUUCCAACAGUAAUUACUAAACUUCAGUGUAUUACAUCUCCAAUUAGUUCUUGUGGUGGUUAUUAUGCACUUAAUACCAAUGAAUAUUGUACAGAUUUCAGUACAUUUCUCGAUUCAAGUUCAGGUCAAAUUUCGGCAGUUCAAAAUAUAACAAUUGGUUCAAAAUUUUGUGUUGCAUUUCAAGGUGCAAGUUGGAUUGGUCUACAAACAGUCAACUGUGGAACAAGUGUUCCUUCUGCUUCGAAUACUACUACUAUAUCAACAACAACUGUGUCUAGUUGUUAUAAUAGUGGUUCUAGUUGGUCGAUCGGCUGUUGUCUUGAUUUAUCAAUUAGAUUAGAUAGUAUUAUUAAUACACCACCAGUUGCAACAAUUAUAUCACCUAUACAUGUACCUGUUAAUACUCAAACCAAUAUUAAACUUCCAGUGAUCGAUGCUGACAAUGAUGUUAUACGUUGUCGUUGGGCUCAGAACACGACAUCACUUGAUGAAUGUGGUGAUGUCUGUGGAAUAGCACCUGGUAGUACACUCAACAGCAAUGACUGUACACUAUUAUUUGAUAGUACAGGCACAAUUGUCGGACAAUAUUAUCCUAUUACUUUAAUGGUUGAAGAUUUUUAUACGGCAUCAUCAUAUUCACCAUUUAGUAGUAUUCCUUUACAGUUUCUAAUUAAAAUUGUUAGCACAUCUAAUUGCUUCAUAAAACCGACGCUCAGCUCUAAUUUAUCAAAUUGUACUGCUAUUAGUGUUGGAGUUCAAUUUAAUUUCACAUUGACAAUCCAACAAGGAUGUUCGAAUACAACGAUAGUAGACAUAUUCAGAACACCACCUGUAUAUAUGUAUAAGAGUGAUUUAACACAAAUUGGAUCGACUAAUAUAUGGAUUGCUACUGAAUCAUGGAUACCAACUGUUGACCAAAUUGGUUCUCAAGUUUAUUGUGCUAUGGCAACGGAUAGCAAUAGUUUACAAUCAGAUCUAUACUGCACAACAUUUACGGUUAUAUCCCUUGGACAAGCUCUUUAUUGUCCGACUGAUUUUACAUGGAACAGAACAGCAGUAACUUCAACUACUUCUACAAGUACAACUGCAUCCACUAGUACUACAACAUCAGCUGGUAAUUUUUUUCGUCGAUAUUUUAAACGUAAUCGAAAUCUUCAUCAGCAGGAUAACUUACCCGAUUAUCGUCAUCAAUAUAUAAAUGAUAAUAAUGUAUCUCAACAAAAAUAUGAAUUAAUAUUAUGUAAUGAAACACAAAAUUUUACAAAAGAAAACUCAAUUAUAUCAACGUCACUUUCUGAUAUUCAAACUAAUUAUAUGAAUAUAACACGAACAUCAUUACUUUCACCUUCUUCCUACAGUCUUCCAAAUGAUGAUGUUCAAUAUACAAGGAAUAAUUCAUCACGAAGUGCCAUAUCAGCGCAAAAUGAUUCUAUCCUUAUGUAUGCUUAUUCUGUACAAGAAAUGGGUGAUCGUGAUAUUGAUCCAGAGAUUGGUCAUGGAAAGAAACCUGGAGAUCCUCGUGAAUCCACGAGUACAGUAAAUGAUGCUUUUUAUCGAGAUGAAAAAGAUCCACAAACAAUGGAAAAACUUCAACAAAAUUUUGACCAACAACAAGAUCCAUUGAACAAGAAACCAGAAUAA
This is a messenger RNA of Rotaria sp. Silwood1, 1857 nucleotides long. NCBI's taxonomy places the organism in Eukaryota, Metazoa, Rotifera, Eurotatoria, Philodinida, Philodinidae. The record is from the annotation of a GenBank genome assembly.